Messenger RNA from Colletotrichum graminicola M1.001, 294 nucleotides. RefSeq names its product major facilitator superfamily transporter. The record is from RefSeq and is a predicted model, not a curated record. Bases 1 to 294 code for a protein of 97 amino acids. The transcript has a single exon. NCBI's taxonomy places the organism in Eukaryota, Fungi, Ascomycota, Sordariomycetes, Glomerellales, Glomerellaceae.
AUGUCAGCAGGUCAAAACAAGCCAUCGGCGGCGCAGCCAUGGUCGUCAUCUUUUUUGCUUUUGAAACCCACUCCGGCGGCCGUUCCGGGGCUCACUAUCCAGCAGCAGCUGGUGAAUUUGGGGCAUUUGGGCGAGCUGGUUCUAUUUUCCUUGCUGAUCUGUCUGCUGCUUGCACUCCUGUGGGUGAAGGGGGGAGGCAUCAUGUAUGACUGGAACGGCUGGCGCGUCAUUCUCCUCCUUAUCAUGGUUGCCCUCUAUCUAGUCGCCUUCAUUGUGGUAGAAGUAACAAAGUAG